Molecule: messenger RNA, 555 nt
Organism: Babesia ovata
Lineage: Eukaryota; Apicomplexa; Aconoidasida; Piroplasmida; Babesiidae
Product: SNF7 family protein
Exons: 4
Coding region: 1-555 (184 amino acids)
Biological process (GO): late endosome to vacuole transport; protein transport; endosome transport via multivesicular body sorting pathway
Cellular component (GO): ESCRT III complex; multivesicular body
Source: RefSeq, a predicted model, not a curated record
AUGUCGACGAGCUUCAACCUUCGUCUGCAGGCCAGAGAAGUGCUUAAGCUCCACGCUCAGUGUGAGCGCGAGGAGGAAUCUGAGAAGUCGAAGGUAAAAUAUGCUCUAGAAAAGGGUAACAUCGACGCUGCGCGAAUCCAUGCCGCGAAUUCGAUCCGCAAGCAUAACGAAGCACUGCGAUAUCUGCAGUACCAUGCCAAACUCGAGAUUCUGCGCCACCAGGUUGAAACGGCAGAGAGAUCGAACACGGUCUCCACCGAGCUGCGCAAGGCCCUGCCGCAGCUGACAAAAUUGACCAAUAACACCUCGAUGGACAGCGCCACUUUGUUCACAGAAUUCGAGAAGGUAUUCGAUGAUCUGGAAGUGAGGGAAGCGUACACCGACCAGACUAUCAGCUCAAGCACCGCCCAUUUGGCUCCGCAGCAUGACGUGGACACCUUGAUUAGCAAGGUCGCAGAUGAGCACGCACUGGACGUCGGCGGAAUGCUGGAGAGCGCCAACGCGAUCCGAGGGGCCGUGACAAGUCGGAGCGACGCCGACAGAAUUACUAAGUGA